Puccinia triticina is the source of this 786-nucleotide messenger RNA. RefSeq lists its product as uncharacterized. The record is from RefSeq and is a predicted model, not a curated record. NCBI's taxonomy places the organism in Eukaryota, Fungi, Basidiomycota, Pucciniomycetes, Pucciniales, Pucciniaceae. The transcript is spliced from 4 exons. The coding region runs from base 1 to 786 and encodes 261 amino acids.
AUGUCGACAAACGAAAGCAUGAUGCCCGGAGGAAGUGACUGUCUGAUCAAGUUCGGAUCUCGGGCAGACUACAACCGCUUCGUCGGCCAACUUCGCUCCCAACUCCGCUCGUAUCUCAUCAGCUCAUGUCAGGAAAACAACAUCGAAAUCGGCAGCCCAGACUUUCUAACGCUCGAAUCCAUCCUCAUGGAUGUCUUCAUCAAAUAUACGCUUGAAUUUAUCAGAGACAACUUGCUCGUCGACAGCCGUCCUCUCACACCCCCACCAGAAUUUGCUGACUCAUCUCGACCGGUCAAUGGGGAUGGCUCCGGGGAGCAGCAGACCAGCCAUCAUAGCCAGCCGAGUAGCAGUCGAAACAACAAGGAGCCCAUCAAACCCACAUUGACGAGGCCAUGCGAUACGGCCUUGAACGAACGAGUGAUCCGACAGCAGUACGCCCUCUACGACGCUGCAGUCGAGAACACCCGCAAGCGGAAAGACCUUCCAGGACACAUCAUCCAACGCCUCGAGACCGCUGCCCAACAAUCCUCCGAACACUUGCAUUCCCAAACCGAAGAAAUCAACCAGCUUGAAGCUAACCGAGCCGAACAACUGACCACUGACCCUCGCCAGAGGUGGGACAUCCUGAAUGCUGAGCCACCCAACAUUCAAGAAACCCAAGCAAAUUUCACCGGGGCUAACCAAACAAUAUGCGAACUGAUUCAAUCUCUCCCUCAGCUGAUCGAAACUACCUCUCGAGCUAUCAACUUACACGAGGAGGUAGCAAACACAUUGAAAACCACCUAA